GGCAUGACACUUCAGUAUGAGUAAUCCCAUGCUCAAUCCAUUUAAUGCAAGAUCACGGCAAGGAAACGUAUAACCUAAUGCAGUCUGGCUGAAAACAAUGUGGAAAAAUAUUUGGAAUAAGCUGUUCAUGGUCCUGAUGGUGGGUAACGUGUUUGUGCUCAUUGAAACAAAGUAUACCAGCAGAGAUGGAAAAACUUGGAGAAGAAAACUGGAGUCAAAUCUUCGACGGAACACCUCGUCUGUCAGAAUUUCCCCGGAUCCAAUGAUGACAGGUUCAGAAUCAGCCGUGGUGUUGCCUGGUGCUGAUGACAUGGACUUUGAAAAAAAUAUCAAGGACAUGGUGUCCCAGGUCAGAAACAAUCCCAACUUAUCCAUUAGCAAAUGUGUGGUGGAUCGCAAACUCUGGAUGUCCAACAGUCGCAGCCUGUCUCCAUGGUCCUACAGAAUCAAUCACGAUGUGAACCGUAAACCGGUGGACAUCCCGGAGGCCGUGUGCUCAUGCGUGGGAUGCAUCAAUCCUUUCACCAUGCAAGAAGACCGCUCCAUGACCAGCGCACUUAUCUACACCAAGAUCCCUGUGCGAAGACGUCUGUGCCACCGGGCAACCAGCAAACCAAAAAAAAAGAAAUGCGUUCCCCGUUACAGAACGGUGGUGGAGAGCAUCGCAGUGGGGUGCACGUGCAUCGUAGGGUAGCUGAGUGGGACCCACACAACUUACAGCAGAGGAAUUCUGAUCAUAAUUGUAAAUACUUUUUUUUAGUGAUUUUCUUUGAGUGAAAUGUUAUAUAAUGCAUUCACUCUGUUAAACACAAAGUUUUAGUUAUGUGCGGCAAUUUCUGAUGUAUUCUGAUGUCUAAAAUAUUUUAUGAUUCAAAUGAUUACAAGAGACGUUCUCAUUUUGACGAUAAAAAUGGGGAAAGCUCAUUGUGUUUAUAUUGAGUUCUAUAUUAUCAUCAGUGUUGGGUAAGCAGCUACUCAGAAAGUAAUCCACUACAAAAUAGAUAAUUUUUUACUUCUCUGAAAGAUAUAGCAACUGUAAUCUGAUAACGUGCAUGUGAAAUGUAAUGCAUUACACUACUUUUUUUUUUACUAAGAAGUAAUUAGAUUAGAGUAAUUACAGUUUUUCUCAAUCAAUUUGGCACAUUUACUGAAACAAACUUACAAUUGUAAAAACUCAACAACAUUGAACCUCACAUCAUGUUGUACAUUCAGCACACCACUCUGUGACCUGCAAAAUGGGAUUACUCAAUCAAAAGAACUAACUCAUGUUUCAAAUGUAAAUA
Messenger RNA from Xyrauchen texanus (razorback sucker), 1283 nucleotides. RefSeq names its product interleukin-17B-like. The record is from RefSeq and is a predicted model, not a curated record. Gene Ontology annotation, biological process: inflammatory response. NCBI's taxonomy places the organism in Eukaryota, Metazoa, Chordata, Actinopteri, Cypriniformes, Catostomidae. The transcript has 3 exons. Bases 98 to 694 code for a protein of 198 amino acids. Gene Ontology annotation, molecular function: cytokine activity. Gene Ontology annotation, cellular component: extracellular region.